Molecule: messenger RNA, 1850 nt
Organism: Blastomyces dermatitidis ER-3
Lineage: Eukaryota; Fungi; Ascomycota; Eurotiomycetes; Onygenales; Ajellomycetaceae
Product: allergenic cerato-platanin Asp F13
Exons: 1
Coding region: 1093-1530 (145 amino acids)
Source: RefSeq, a predicted model, not a curated record
CUUCUGCAUGUCCCAUAUAAGAACCCCACUACACCCGUCUAAGAUGCCUUUGUUGUCCUAGCAUACUUGUCUCUUUAGUGACAACUGACGUCCCCAACAGUUUGCUGUAUCUAAAGGUAGAACUUGUCCUGCAUGUUUUACAAUCUUGCAUGAAUCAAUCCUGAAGGUAAGAAGCUUUGAUAUCUUAUGCAGUAGACGUAGCCAGGUAUAGCUAUCUAAAUACUACUUAGCUUGGUAGAUACUAAGAUAGUUAAGUUGCAGUACUUAUUACAUGGAUAGGUAUGCAGCCUGACUGCACAGCGAUUUGUUUGGUGCUUGAAGUUUUGAAGGGUCUACAGUACAAAUAUACUAGACCAGGAUGGAAUGAAAACUUGUUCAAAACCACAGGCUAUCUUAUCAAUUUUAUACAUGAGUCCACCAACUUUUCCAGCUUUUCACACAGAGAUAUAAAUAACUCUACUAGUUCAUUGAGGGAUUGGUGAUGUUCCUAACCCCUGGACUGGCUGGUGGGGGGUAAGUUGGUUGGUUGAUUGCUUCCGCUUCGUAUUUAGCUAGUCAAACCCCGCCCACCUACAUAGUCCUAGAACAGCUUCUUCUGUUGCUGGGUGGAUGUCCAGGUAUGGAUCAUCUACGUAAAGAGAAACAACAAACACGCCGGGCUAUCACGGACUGCAACUCCGGCUUUACAUCAGCAGCUGCUUCAAGUUAGAUUGGCGGGGAUUGUAAUUCUUUUUAACAUCCGUGAGGGGCAGGAUAAAAUGUCUCAAAUAGAAUAUUGAAAGAUAAAUCAGACCAUAAAACUACUAUAUAUAUAUAUCAUCAACAACCGCCUCUCAUGAGGAUUUCUUGAAUUGAUCAUUCUUCAAAGAAAAUCAUACUGGUCGCUAUUCUGUAGCCUUCCAUUAUACUUGUUUUCUUCCCGAUGCUUGAUAAUUUCUAGAUUUUAAAAAUAUCACCCAGCCGCUCCUGAUUAAAAUCCUGUGUGAUCACAUUAAACCACCCGGCAAAUAACCUUUUUAACCACCGCACGCGAUCACUGAGCUGUCAAAUUUCCGUCGGAAAUCAAAACCAAAUAUACAGUCAACGGCAACCAUGAAAUCGUCCAUUCUCUCUACCGCCGCCCUCCUCCUCUCUCUCUCUAAGUUGACACUCUCUCAGCGAGUGAUGACCGUCGCAUACGACGAAGUCUAUGAUAAUGCAAACAUGGAUUUGUUAACGACGGCUUGCUCGGACGGAUCCAAUGGCCUUGUAACUAAAGGCUUUAGCGUCGCGGGUGAUCUUCCCAUCUUCCCCAGAGUCGGCGCUGCGUUCUCUGUUGGGGGUUGGAAUAGUCCCAGCUGCGGAAAAUGUUACAAAUUGACGUUUGAGGAGACCGGUGUGGAGAUCCCUGUGAUUGCAAUUGAUCAUGCUGGGAGUGGGUUCAAUUUAGCGAAGGAAGCCAUGGACGAGUUGACAGGAGGACGAGCAGCAGAGUUGGGAAGGGUUGAUAUGUCUGUUACAGAGGCUGCACCAGGGGAUUGUGGGAUGUGAGGAAAGUGAGUAGGAAUGUCGGAGACCGCACAGAGCUAGGGGGGUGAAGCAAAGCCUGAAGUGGAGGGUCUGUCAUCGUGGUUAGUUGACGCUUGAAUGAUAAUGCCGUUUUUCAAUCAUGUAUUUAGCAGGAGUAACUACCUCCCUCUAUAUUUAAUGGCAAGUUCAUAAAGGAUUUCCUUGACCACCCACCAAUGGCUCCAUUCCUGAUAUGGCAUGGGUACUAAGCCAUCCGUUAAGUAUGAAUCGCGUUCUUGAUGAAAAUGAUGGGAGUUUGCUGCGGGAUCAGCUCAGCCUGGAGGAUCCAGGGUCUACUAGGA